This is a messenger RNA of Cokeromyces recurvatus, 1025 nucleotides long. RefSeq lists its product as uncharacterized. Bases 153 to 935 code for a protein of 260 amino acids. Gene Ontology annotation, cellular component: nucleus. Gene Ontology annotation, molecular function: DNA-binding transcription factor activity, RNA polymerase II-specific; RNA polymerase II cis-regulatory region sequence-specific DNA binding. The transcript has a single exon. NCBI's taxonomy places the organism in Eukaryota, Fungi, Mucoromycota, Mucoromycetes, Mucorales, Mucoraceae. Gene Ontology annotation, biological process: regulation of transcription by RNA polymerase II. The record is from RefSeq and is a predicted model, not a curated record.
UAUUAUUUUCUGUUUAUUCUUUACUAUUCUAAUUUAUUGACAAAACCCCUUUUUUUUUUCGUUCACUGUAAAUUUUGCUUAUAAAAGCUAAUAAAUAUAAUUGUAUAUAGAUUUUAUUGUAGUUUAUUUUGUUUACUUUAUAAAAAAAAAAGAUGUCUUAUUAUCAAAACCAUUAUUAUUCUGACUCUAGUAAUACGGUUCUUUUCGAUAAUUCUUUACAAAAUUAUACUAUUCUCCCAAUACAGCCGCAACAAAAGCAUAUAUUUGAAAUGUCAACGCAAAAACAAAAGGAUCAAUUUCUACUAACAUCAAGUUUCUAUCCUUCAAUGAACUUUUUUAUGAAUGAUACUAUGUAUCAACAUGCAGAUAAUAAGGAUAGUUCAUGCCUUUCUUUUGUUCCUGAUUGUAGGAAGCCUAUAUUUGAUUAUUGGACAGACAUCGAUUCAUUCUCGUCUCCUUGUAGUUGCUGCUCGUCUUUUCCACUUUUAUCUGAAGCCCUUACUUCUACCCAUGGUUAUUCUGCUAAUGAAUCCCUUUUGCCAGAUCUUGUAGAUAGUCAUACUCUCUUUUCAUCUACUAAAGCUAUCAUCACAAGUCAGAAUGACUGUAGUCGUACAGAGAAACCUAAUAAAUCGUCCACCAUGUCCAUCUCGCGCAAUCGUCGUACAAAACGACGACAGGAGAAAAAAUCGAAUACAAAGGAAAAGCCGUUCAAGUGUUGCUUUUGCCCAAUUACAUUUGCUCGAAAAUAUGACCUUCAGCGUCAUAUCAGAGUUCAUACUGGACUAAAACCUUACUCAUGUUUAAGUUGUAACAAACUGUUUGCUCGAACUGAUGCACUUAAACGUCAUUUACGUAUGGAAGAUACUUGUAGAUCAAGCCCCAUCGUACAAAUUAUGGUCCAAACUGGUCAUAAGCGAUACCGUAAUUUGUAAAAUAAUAUACAUGUUGUAUAAUAAAAACUUUAAACUUAUUAUUAUUAUUAUCAUAUCUAUACAUGCAUGCAUGUAUCUAUCUAUACUAUC